Messenger RNA from Arachis stenosperma, 952 nucleotides. Its product is annotated as protein PHOTOSYSTEM I ASSEMBLY 2, chloroplastic. The record is from RefSeq and is a predicted model, not a curated record. The transcript has 3 exons. Bases 159 to 686 code for a protein of 175 amino acids. NCBI's taxonomy places the organism in Eukaryota, Viridiplantae, Streptophyta, Magnoliopsida, Fabales, Fabaceae.
CACUUCCCCAUCCGGGUCUGCUUCGUGAACUACGAGGAACGAAAAGCGGAAGCGAACGAAAACGCACGAUUUCUCCGAGGAAGGAAGUAUGUUAUACCUGUAACACAGUUGUGUGAAGAAAAAAUUAGGCGUUUCUCUUUCUCUCUCUGUGUGUGCUUAUGGCUUCAGUAACACUGCAAACGACGUCGUCGAGAUUGGUCCCUUUACCGAACGCUUCGGUGGUGAAGGUUUCGAUUCCUACGAAGAGAACGCUGAUCAAUUUUCGGUCCAAUGGUUCCAUUUCAAGCUUGACGAAUAACAUAACAACUCACGCCGUUUCCCGCAAUGGCUCCAUUUCUAGCUGCGCCUCCAACAUGUCUGUGUCAAGUUUGAAGGCAGAUGAGAACAGACGCAAGAGUAAUCUUGAAUCUCUCUUUUGCUAUGAUAAGGCCAUCCCAGAAGAAAUAAUUGAGAAGCCUGUUGGACUAUCUUUGACUGAGAAAGAUAUCGGUAACAAUCCCCGAUGCACUGAUUGCGAAGCUAAAGGUGCUGUGCUUUGCAUCACUUGUGCUGGUUCUGGCCUAUACGUUGACUCCAUAUUGGAAAGCCAGGGCAUAAUUGUCAAAGUUCGUUGCUUAGGUUGUGGAGGAACAGGUAAUAUGAUGUGUACGGAAUGCGGGGGACGGGGUCAUCUGGGACCAAAAUGAUGUGAGGUUGAUACCUUGUAUUUCAUUGUAGCACCGUAUACAUAUUUGCUUGGUGUAGCUUGUGAGUCAUCAUUAUUCUUUUUCACAAGUCAAUUAUUUGUUGUGACUGGGAACUAAGGCAUCUACUUAAAUUCUUUUCAUGAUUUGCUUCCCGACAACGAUCUAAAGGCUCUGGCUAUAAUAUUUAUUCUCAGCUAUGAGGACUAAAGCUUUCAUUUGUUGCACAGAUGAUUAUAUCAUAUAUAGAAAGUUAUAUCGUUGAUUUA